AUGGGCUGCACGCAAUCCUCCACGAUCGACGAGAACGUCCAGAUCGCGACCAUCAACAGCGUGUCGGUUGCGCCGCCCGACGAUGUUGUCGUGACGACGUCGUACGUCAUUUCGACGACGUCGGUCGACGGCAACGGCGUUGUCUUGUACCACAUUGAGACCGACGGCGUUGUCGCCAAGAAGCGCUUCAACGACUUCAAGGUCUUCCACAGCGAGCUCACGACCGUGAUCGAGGCUGUGCCGGCGCUCCCCGACUCGGGCCUCGCCACGGUCUUCAAGCGCCGUGACGAAAAGCUCAUCAAGGAGCGCUCGGCGCGCUUCCAGGAAAUCCUUGACGCGGCCGCAGCCCACGCCGCCGACCGCCUCCAACAGUUUGUCGUUGCCGCCGUCACGGACGACGUCGCCACCAAGGACAUUACGGUCGUCGAAGAAAUCAACGUGGUCGUUGUCGACGAAGCGCCGGUGCAGGAACCCGUCGCUGACGCCGAAGUUGCCGAGGUUGCCGAGGUGGCGGUCGUCGAGGCUGAGGCCGAGGCUGAGGUCGUCGCUGUUGUUGAAGAGAUCGCAGCCGUCGAGGUCGAAGCUGCUACCGCCGUCGAGGAAGAAGUCGCUGCCGCUGUUGAAGACGCCGUCGUUGCCGACGAUGUUGCUGCCGUUGAGGCCGCUGCCGAGGCGUCGAUCGCUGAAGAAGUCGUCGUUGACGACGCGCCGGCGGCGGAAGAGCCCAAGGUCGUCGCGGCCGAGGCGGCCCCGAAGCCGGUCGCUGCGUAAGCGGUCCACGUCAUUUUAUUCCUUCUUGUACACUACGGAAGCGCCACUGCGCGUGCUCAUAACAACGCCGAACACAUCAACUUGAUAUUGUUUCCACC
This is a messenger RNA of Saprolegnia parasitica CBS 223.65, 869 nucleotides long. RefSeq lists its product as hypothetical. The record is from RefSeq and is a predicted model, not a curated record. Gene Ontology annotation, molecular function: phosphatidylinositol binding. The coding region runs from base 1 to 771 and encodes 256 amino acids. Lineage: Eukaryota; Oomycota; Saprolegniomycetes; Saprolegniales; Saprolegniaceae. The transcript is spliced from 2 exons.